Moesziomyces antarcticus is the source of this 2823-nucleotide messenger RNA. RefSeq lists its product as uncharacterized. The transcript has a single exon. The coding region runs from base 1 to 2823 and encodes 940 amino acids. Gene Ontology annotation, biological process: positive regulation of transcription by RNA polymerase II; negative regulation of transcription by RNA polymerase II. The record is from RefSeq and is a predicted model, not a curated record. Gene Ontology annotation, cellular component: transcription regulator complex; nucleus. NCBI's taxonomy places the organism in Eukaryota, Fungi, Basidiomycota, Ustilaginomycetes, Ustilaginales, Ustilaginaceae.
AUGUUGCCCAACAACGCAUUCCACAUGCAGCCGCACAUGGCUCAGCAGCAGCAGUCGCAACAGCAGCAACAGCAGCAGCAUCCAGGCGCCAUGCAAAACGCCGCCAACUUUGCAAUGCAGCCUUCGGUCUAUGCACAGCAGCAAUCGCAGCAGAUGCAGCCUCCGCCAUCGCACCAACAGCAGCUCCAGCAACACCAGCUUCAGCAGCAGCACCAUCAACACCAGAUGCAGCAGCAGCAGCAGCAGCUUCAGCAUCAGCAGCAGCAGCAGCAGCAGCAGCAGCAGCAUCAGCAGCACCUCGCACAACACCAUCAGCAGCAACCGAAUCAUCCACAUCAGCAUCAGCCUCAGCCCUCGGUCGUCUACGCUGGCGGACCUCCUUCUGCGGCCUCGGUGAACCAACCCGUGCACAUGGCGAACCCGUCCGCUGGCUCUUCCGCUUAUCACCCCACCAUGCAGCAGCACCAGGCACAGAUGGCCAGGAUCGCACAGGCGUCUCAGCCACAGCUCGGCAACCCGCAACAGCAGCAGCAGCGUCCACCCCAAGGCUCUGCACUCACACCGCAACAGCACCAACACCAGCUCCAACACCAGCAGCAGAUGCAGCUCAUGCAGCAGCAGCAGCAGCAGCACCAAAUGCAAACGCCGCAGCAACAGCAACACGCCGCUCAGCACCAACACCAGCAAGUCAUGUUGCAUCAGCAGCAACAGCAGCAACAACAACAGCAACGCCAGCAACAGCAACAGCAACAACUCCAUCAUCCUCAUCAGCAUCCCGCACAGCCCCAAACACCGCAGCCUCAGCAGCCUCAGCAGCAGCAUCAGCCGCAGCAGCACAUGCCCAGUCACUCGCAGGUCACGCUGCAAUCCCAUCCUCAGACGCAGCAGGCUCAGCAGGCUCAGCAACAGCAAGCGCAGCAGCAGCAAGCAUCUCUGGCCGCACCCUCGCUGCAUCGUCAAAACUCGCUGCCACCAUCUGCACAGGGACAUCACAGCAACAACAACUCGCAGCCCGCCACCGCCAACAACUCGCCUCUCCCCUCGGCACUCGCCCAUCGCGCCGCACAGCCUGGACCGCAUCGUACGCCGACGCCCAUCUCGCAUGCCGCUCAUCCGAUGCAGUCCACCGCCUCGGCCGCCUCGGCACCUCCCAACGCCGCCUCCUCCAUGCCCAGCCCACAGGUCAACGCUCCCAUGCCCCUCCGCCAGGCUUCGGUGCCGCUCAAUCACCCAGGACCUCCCACUCCCACGCACACCCGCCCUCCCUCGGCUGCACCCACGCCCGCGCUCCAGUCCGCCAAUCCACCGGCGUCGGCCAUGCCCAUGCCGCGACCCAACAGCACCUCGCCCAACGCAAGCCAGAUGCUCCACAAAGCUGCCGCUCAAGCCUUCGCCACGCCUGUCCCGGCAGGCGCCAACGGUGCGGUUUCGAUGGGCUCGUCGAACGUGGAUAGCAUGGCGGGCGCACCCGGCCCGAAUCCGCAUCUCCAGUCGCACUUCCCACCGGGAGCGGGCGUGCUGAGGCUGCUCCAAUACUCGGAAGCGCUAGGGAGCGGCGCGAAUCGGAGCGACAUUGACUACUGGCAGACGUUUGUCAACGAGUUCUUUGUGCCGACGGGCGUGUACCGUCUGAUCCUCUGGAACGCCACCUCGCGCGAACAAAAGGGCUUCGAGAUCCCGACGUGCGUGCUGCCGCGCUUCAUGCUGACCAACUACGUCUCCGGACUGCGUUCGUCGCAGCUGCAGCUCGAGACGCCUCGAGAGUACCAGACGGGCUGGCCACCGGUGAAGCCGCUGCCGCCUCCGCCGGCGUCGCACAAGUUUGUCAACAGCUUUCCGUCGGCCAACGUGACGCAUCACGUGGACACGAAGCAGGCGACGUUUGUGUCGAGCUUCGAGAGCGGAUGGCAGGUGCAGAUGUCGGGACGGCUGCGGGCGUCGUUUGUGCCCUGGGCGCUCGAGCAGCCGGGCGAACCGGGCAAGAUGGAUGUGCAGCUGCGUCUGGAGUCGCUCGACUUCACGGUGCAUGCACAUGCAGGCUAUCUGCCACGCGUGGCCAUCCAAAUGUCCAAGGUGGAUCACCCGCUGCCCUCGAGCCUGGUGGCGAGCAUUCGAAGCACAUCGGACAAGGCGGGGAGCUCGCUUCCCAACGGCACCAAGAAGGGGCAGGCGCGAGGCACUGCGGCUCGCAAGGAAGAGGCCAAGGACGACUCGAAUCGGGGCGACGAGGGGGCGCCGGCGAUCAAGCUCGAGGAGGGCACGGGGACGAGCUCGGACGACGAUGCCAAGAGCCAGAGCGGGUUCAGCGUGGCGGUGGAAAGGACGUUCGUGCCCGACUACCCUGUCAACGAGUAUGGGAUCAGCCUGCGAGCCAUGCGGUGUCUGGAGAUUACGGAGAGCGUGUGCCAGCUGCGCGAUCUGAUCGACAUGAGCAUGCGCGACAAGCUGGGCCCCAUCGAUGCGCUGCGCAAGUUUGCAGGCCAGUAUCGCGAUAUGCAAUCGGGCCGAGCCACGGCGCAAGUGGGAGCAGCGGGCGGCGCGCUGGGCGACGCCAAUGGCAAUGGCAAUGGCAAUGGCAAUGCAGCGAGUGCUCAGCAGCAGCAGCAGCAGCCAGCGGUCAACUCGGCCGCCACGCCAGGGCCGCCGCCGAUGGGACGAUCGCCAAGCGCACACGGCCGGCCGCUGGAGAACGGAACGGGCUCGAACCAUGCAUCUCCAGUGGUUGCCAACGGCGUGACGAGCCUGAAGCGCAAGGGCAAGACGGCACCCAGUCCGAGUCCCAAGCUGGCGGCCACCGCCAACCCAGCCAAGAGGCAACGGUGA